Messenger RNA from Mesorhabditis spiculigera, 2463 nucleotides. NCBI's taxonomy places the organism in Eukaryota, Metazoa, Nematoda, Chromadorea, Rhabditida, Rhabditidae. The record is from the annotation of a GenBank genome assembly.
AUGGUUCGAGUAGAGCUUACUGGAAUGCGACGGAUACUUACCGUAUUGAUUCUACUUUAUUCUGCAACGUCAGCGUCAGUUAUUCGAAGAUCUCCUCUAAUUCCGACGGCGAGCCGGCAAAACCAAGUUAAAGUUCCGAAAUUUAACGCCGAUGCCAAGUUUGUGGCUUGUAGUGAUGCGGACAAGGGCUCUCGCACAAAAUCGAACACCUACGAGUCGGAAUGCCAGGCCGGAAGGUUGAUUUUUCAGGACGGUAUGGCAAGCGUCGAGUGGCUUGGUUCCAAAAAUUACUCCACACAUUUGAACGUGAAAGAUAGAGGGAUGGAACUGAGCGAGUUGAUCCAGUUUAAGGGCGAAUAUUUGGCGCCGGAUGACAAGACGGGAAUUGUUUAUAAGCUGAAAAACGACGCCGCAGUUCCCUGGGUAUAUCUUGGAGAUGGGGAUGGGCAGAGUGAACACGCCUUCAAAACCGAGUGGAUGACCGUCAAAGGAAACGCGAUUUAUGCGGGAUCACAUGGCACAGAGUGGCUAAAUGACGAUGGAAGCAUUAAGAAUUAUAAUCGCAUGUUUGUAAAGAAAAUCACCACCUACGGUAACGUCUUCCACUUGAAUUGGACCGAAAACUACCAGAAAUUGAGGAGCAAGUUGGAGAUCGACUAUCCUGGCUACGUCAUCCACGAGGCUGUGCUUUGGAGCGAGGUUCACAAACGAUGGUUUUUCCUGCCCAGGCAGGUAUCCCGAGCUCCAGUGAUGAAAAAUAGCUUUGACAACAUGCAGGGCUCCAAUCUCCUACUCACCACAUCGGACUGCUUCUGCGAUAUCACCAUCACCGAGAUUGGGCCGUUGAAGUUGGAGCUCGGCACCAAUGACAACCUCAUCGUGGCGAUAAAGACGUUUGAACGGGCCGGGUACCCGUCGACUUCAUUUUUAAUGCUGUUCGACAUCCACGGCCAACUCUUCCUUGACUCGGUCGUCGACAACCUCCUCCCGGCAGCCAUGCCAUUUUUGUUGACAAUAUAUAAGGAUAAGGAUGAAGCCGAUAAAGCCUGGGAGUUCCUGGUCUCCAGCCGCAUCUACGGACUAGCUGUUGGCUGCUUUCUCUCCGUCCUCUUCUCGAAUCGGUUUGGGAGACGAACCCCAAUCUUGAUCGGUACGCUGCUCGACAUCUUCGGGGUUGUACUGUCAGCACUGACUGUUUACCUCCCUGGAGGCGUCACGGCAGCAGUAGUUGGGCGAUUCAUCAACGGGAUUGGUCAAGGGAUUGUGCAGACCUCCGGCUCGGUGAUGCUGGCCGAGAUCCCGCCGCUCCGAAAGCGAGGCACAGCUUUGGCAACCUUGACAAUGUGGGCGUGCAUGGGAGAGCUCGGAGGGAUGCUGAUAUCACUCGAAGAACUACUCGGAACUUCUCAACACUGGCAUCUGGCCAUGGCUGUACCUCUCCUACCCCUCAUCCCAGCUUUGUAUAUUUUGUAUCGUGCCCCGGAGUCGCCGAGGUACCUCUUCAUGCUCAACCGAGAAAUUGAGGCUCGAAAAGCGUUGAGUUACUACCAAAAUUCGUCAGAGGCCCGGCAGACGGUCGACGAGAUUUUUGAAGAGAUGAAAUUGGAAGACAUCGACUUCAACGCCAACAACGCGAAGAUGAAAAUGGCCAGGGAGCCAGGGGCCACCCAAAUUUUCCAGCGCCUAAAAGAUGGUUAUUUUGCGAGGCCGCUCCUGAUUGCCCUCUUCGUGCAGUCGUUUGUGCAUUUGGAUGAUUGGCUCUGGAUCUCCUACUCGACGCAAAUUUUCGAAAAUGUUGGCCUAACAGCGAAUCGGGCACAGAGAGCUUCCUUGUUGAUGUCGUUGCCUCAGGCCAUCAUCUCCCCUAGCCUUACUCGGCUUGUCGUUUUUGGGAUGUUGGCCAUAUUCUUCACGACAUUUGAGAAAGCCCUACUCCACGGCAUUCCCAUCGCCAUCAUCCUGCCCGUGUUGGCCGCAUUUGACCUUUCGGCUGCAGCGAUAUCCGGCGAAAGCGCUUUCGCCAUUGUCCCUGAGCUUUUCCUGCAUAAUGACAAGAUUCUGGGCACGGCGAUUGUUGGCAUUGCACAGAACGUAUUCGGCGGCAUUCUGACGAACUGCUUGCUGACGGCGGUGAACCACCUCGGUACUGGGAACGUGUUGGUGCCGUUCGUGGGGAUGAACGUGGUCUACGUUGUCGUCAAUUAUUGGUACUUGCCGGAGACGGCUGAGAAGACGCCACAGGAAGUGUCCAUCCACUUCUCAGCCGAUCCCCCUCUCCAGGGCACCAUCACCUACAUGUCGCGAAAACUCGGCGACCUCUACCACUUUUUCGUCCCGGCCAAGCUGUUCAGCUUCGCCAAUAUUCUGAAUAUUCUAAUUUUCGUUGCCCAAGUGGCGUUCUGCGUGAUUUUCAUGAAUGUAUUUUACGGGGUCGGGGUCCAGAUUUUCCGCUUACUGGUCCAU